Lepisosteus oculatus (spotted gar) is the source of this 6180-nucleotide messenger RNA. NCBI's taxonomy places the organism in Eukaryota, Metazoa, Chordata, Actinopteri, Semionotiformes, Lepisosteidae. The record is from RefSeq and is a predicted model, not a curated record.
CCACAACAGCAUCUGUCUUCAUUGAGCUGCUAAUGAGGGAGUCUGAAAACGAUGCGCCAAAGCUGUGAACCAGACCCAGCAACAUGAGCACCGCCAUCAGAUCAUCGCCAUGGAAUUCACAGGCGGGGCUUCUGAGUUGUGUGUCCUAAACACAGUAAGAGGGCAAACAAAAUAAGCGCUGAGCGUGCGCCUGCGGUAGCAGCUACCGGCUUCUUUGCUGUGCUGCAGAGUGGGGCGCGUGACGUCAGCGCUGGAGCAGCUCCUUGGAGAAAAAAUGGAGAGAUAUUUGCGAGGGAAUAGUGAAGGAAGUCCAGUGAUCAGCAGCCAUUAACAAAACCUGGCACAUGUGAAAUUAAUGUAUUAAUUUCAGAAUCCCCACUUUGUUUUUUUGUUCUCCUCGCUGGCAAUGCUGGUUCAGCAUGAGGGCACCAGCCUCAGUUUCCCCUCCCCCAGUGCCGAGCUGCAGGGCGCCAAGAUGAGAGGAGCUCUGUUCCCUUUGGAAAGCGCGCAGACCUGCCGGCGCCGCGGAUGGUCAUGAGCGAGGAAUGGCCUCUCUGGACCUGCCUUACCGCUGUCCGCGUUGCGGGGAACACAAGCGUUUCCGGAGCCUGUCGUCCCUGAGGGCCCACCUGGAGUACAACCACACCUACGAGACCCUGUACGUCCUCUCCAAAUCCAACAGCGUUUGCGACGCCACCCUCGUGCCCUUGGUGACGGACGGUCCCCUGUUGAGCCCGGUGGGGGGCCGUAAAGACGUGUUCGAGAGCACCUCCUUCAGUGCCAAGGAGCACCGGUACCCCUACGACUUGCCAUGUCCUGAGGACUUGGGCCUGACCCCAGCUGCCGCCCGUUACAUCCCCAAUGUAGAGAUCCCCCUGAGCGAGAUAUUCAUCAAGAAAGGCAUGACCUCCACCGCCCCCACCACCCCCACGUCCUCCGCGGUCGCCGCCGCGGCCACAGCGGCCGCCAGCGCGGUGGAAGCGGCCUACGAAGAGGGGCUGGCCCGGCUGAAGGUGCGGGCCUUCGAGAAGCUGGAGCUGGACGAGCGGCUGGAGAAGCUCUCCGAGGAGGUGGAGCAGAAGAUAGCGGCCCGCGUGGGGCGGCUGCAGGUGGAGCUGGAGAAGAAGAGCUCGGAGCUGGAGAAGGCCAAGCAGGAGAGCGUGCGGCUCAGCCAGGAGAAGCAGGACCUGGAGGACAAGGCCUCGGAGCUGUCCCGCCAGGUGGACGUCUCGGUGGAGAUGCUCGCCACCCUGAAGCAGGACCUGGUCAACAAGGAGCAGGAGCUCAGCCGCAAGCAGCAGGAGGUGGCUCAGAUCGACCAGUUUCUGCAGGAGACGGCAGCACGGGAGGCCAACGCCAAGGUGCGUUUGCAGCAGUUCAUCGAGGAGCUCCUGGACCGUGCCGACCGCGCAGAGAAGCAGCUCCAGAUCAUCAGCAGCUGUGGUACCACGCCCAACGGCAGCCUGAGCCACUGCAGUAUGCCUGGCUCCAAGAGCACUGGGCGGCAGAGAGAGAGAAACUCCAGCACUUCGGCUGUUUCAAGAGGAGUGUAUCAAGUGUCAGAUCGACGCUCUUCUCCGAGCACUGGGGCCUCCAGCCGGGUGAAGACGGUGUCCCAGGGCUCAGGGGGCUACGACAGCGACAGCGUUGAGAUGCACCCCCUGGAAGAGUGUCCCGAAGCCCAGUACUACCACGUGCAGUGCCGCUCGGGAGAGCUGGCCUACGAGCGGGCGGGGGCGUCUCGCAGCUGGGGGCUCAGGAAGCAGGCCAUCCAGAACUGGCAGCGGCGGCCCUACCGCAACAGCACGGAGGGGGAGGAGGGCGACGUGUCCGAUGUGGGCUCCCGGACCACCGAGUCGGAGGUCGAGGUGUGGGAGCAGGAGCGCAGGGCCUCCUCCGACACCCAGCAGUCCAACUCCCACAAGGCCAGCGGAGGAUACCGACUGGGGACAGGCCGCUCAGAGACUGGGUACAAGCCAUGCCGACAUGAGAAAAGCAGCCCUUCAAAGUCAAAUGAGGUCAUCAGCCCCGAGAUUCUGAAAAUGAGAGCAGCUCUGUUCUGCAUCUUUACCUACCUGGACACCAAGACCCUCCUGAGGGCUGCUGAGGUGUGCAGGGACUGGAAAUUUGUUGCUCGUCAUCCUGCGGUGUGGACCAGAGUGCUGCUGGAGAAUGCCAGGAUAUCGUCGAAGUUCAUGACCACGCUGGCUCAGUGGUGCACGCAGACACACUCCCUCAUCCUGCAGAACCUGAAGCCGCGGCCCAGGGGGAAGAAGGAAACCAAGGAGGAGUAUCUGAAAAGCACACGGGGCUGUCUGGAGGUGGGGCUGGAGGCGCUCCUGAAGGCAGCGGCAGGAAACCUGCUGAUCCUCAAGGUGUCUCACUGCCCCAACAUCCUGACAGACCGCUCCCUCUGGUUGGCCAGCUGCUACUGCCGCGCCCUGCAGGCCGUAACCUACAGGAGUGCCACAGAUCCUGUUGGCCAGGAAGUGAUCUGGGCACUUGGAGCAGGCUGCAGAGACAUCAUCUCCCUCCAGGUGGCGCCACUUCAUCCAUGUCAACAGCCAGCUCGGUUUAGUAACCGCUGCCUGCAGACCAUUGGACGAUGCUGGCCACACCUCCGUGCCCUGGGCGUGGGCGGGGCUGGAUGCGGCAUUCAGGGCCUGGCAUCACUAGCCCGGAACUGCAUGCGCCUGCAGGUGCUGGAGCUGGACCACGUGAGUGAGGUCAACCAGGAGGUGGCGGCGGAGGUGUGCCGAGAGGGGCUGAAGGGCCUGGAGAUGCUGGUCCUCACCUCCACCCCCGUCACGCCCAAAGCUCUGCUGCACUUCAACAGUGUUUGUUGCAACCUAAAGUCGAUUGUGGUGCAGAUUGGGAUAGUGGAUUAUUUUGAAGACCCCAAUAGCCCAGAAGCCAGGAAGCUUUUUGAUGAGAUGGUGAACAAACUACAAGCCCUAAAGAAGAGACCUGGGUUUUCAAAGAUCCUGCACAUAAAAGCAGACAGCGUUUGCUAACCUCCCCGCGGGUGCCAACAAGGCACAGUUUACCUCAGAAAAGAGACACAAUCUGAACAGCCUUUUUCGCCACUUUCCACCAACAGAAAGGAUGAAACAAGCCAACAAAAACAUAAAAUAAACACAGAUCAAACAAACGAAAAAUGACAGAAGCACGGUCAAACCGAUUCUCUCAAACUGGAGGCACAUGGGCUAUAACAUUGUAAAGCAGCCGUUUAUAUAAACAUGUACUUUAUAAACAAGACGAACAAAAAAACGAGAAAUGAAAAACGCAGCCCUCCACUGGUGUUGAUGCUGGCACUGUGAUCGAGGAGUGAAGAAAGCAGAGACACAAGCAUUUUUUUUGUCUUGUUUUCGGCUGUCUCUUUUGAAUGGGUGGAAAACUCUUUCGGACGCAAGACAACAGCUGGACGAGAUCGUUCCUGUGUAUCCCGAGGAGGGAGUGUAGCCCCCGUUGUGACCCCUGCAUCUUGCCAAACAGACGGGCGCAAGAAGACAUUUUGUUUCUCAAUAGCACAGAGCAAGCCAGCUAAACUUUUCCAGGAACUUUUCUAUAAGAUUGUAGGAUAUAGGAUGAAUCUCGCCGUGCUUUUUAAGGAUAUGAUACUCGCAGAGCACAUACAAAAAGGACCAGAGAAGCUGCAUUGAUUUGAGCCCUUUUACACUGGAUUUCUUCCAAACAAUUUAGUUACGUUCGAGCAGUAUCAGCUAAUACAGCAUCCAGAGCACAGGAAUCUCCAUGCUAAUUCCAUACUACUUUGAUUAAAAAAGAUACCACUUUUAAGUCCUGCAAAACUAUUACUAAUUUCCCAAAGCCUCUGCCUCAAUGGCUAACAAAAGUACAAUUAAAUACACUGUGUAAGUGACAAGUGUGUGUGUGUCUUGUGUUAUACAGUUUUCAAGGCUAUUUUGAAAAUAACCUUCCAGAGCAGAAAAAUGGCUUCAAUGAAAUUGUUACUACUGCAAUGAAGUGCUUCCUAACAGUCUAAUAGAGGUUCAGAGGUCAGAAGGAAGCAGGAAUUCAUAUUUGCAAUGUUUUCGGUGCCUCUUCCAGUUAUGGAGAAAUAGUCACACUGGAAGGGUUCACCUGAUGUCAAAUAGGUGUCACCUAAUUAAAAAAAACAGCAAUAAUAAUGUUAAAACUGAAUGGCAUGAUAAAAGCAGUAGUAAUCAUUACAGAAAGAUGGUCAAAAAUAACACUAUUUAAUAGUUCUGUCGCUGGAAUCGGGGAAAUAAAUCCAAACUUUUCUUUAAUCUCAGAUUCUAUUCAAUUCAGAGAAAGACAAAAUGUGCUCAACUGUGGGAAGUGUUUUUCAGGGCCCUUUGUAAGCAUUUUCAAAUUUACCUACUGUAAUUUGGUAGCAAAGCAAUAGGCCGUUAGAACAGUAAAAAUGAUGACCUACUGUAUGAGAGAAUGGAGGAGUUUUAAAAUAGCUACCUCCACUUAAUAUCCACAGAUAUCAUUUAGCAGUGCUGAAUACUGUAUAUGACACAUGGACACACACACGUCUGUUCAUUAACAAAACACCAGCUUGGAAAUAAUUAGACUUGAACUUUGUAAUCUUACUGAAGAGCCAGAAUCCCCAGUGGUCUACUCUUGUGUUCCUCUUUUAAAUUGCAGAUGACCUCUUCUCCUGUCCCUCUCCAAGCCUGUCAACUCCAUGGAGCACCGUAACGAAGAGAGCCGUGUCUUGCAUUCAGGAACGUCAGAGUCGGGCGUUUGCAAGGAGGGUCUUUAGACUCCCUGUCAGACCUGAAGUUGAUGUGUUCUUUUUCUGUUGUCAGCAGUACAGUCUUUCCAAGCCCCCCUCUCCAAGAAGUGACUCGCUCUUCAGACCAGACGCAGGAGCUCCAGGGAAGGGGGCAAGGAGAGUCAGCUGCUAUUCCAUACGCAAAAAAGUAUUUUCAUGGCCUUGGGCGACAUGCUGGUUUCUUAAUGACAGUGGUCGUGUUGUUAAAACAUUCGUUCUAAGAUCUUUCGUUCACAUUGGGGGUUGCAAACAAAACAGUACUGAUGCCAUAAACCUUAUUGCAUUGCCAUUGACAAUUUUUUUUUUAAUAUCCUAUGUUAUUUUAGUUACAUGACAGGAAACUCAAGGCAAUAAAACUGCAUAAUUUUCAUAUAUAUUCCAUGUAUCUAUAGUUCAGAAUGGGUAUCUUAUGUGAUACAAAAAGUACUGUAUGCCAUGACUGAAGUCAAUAGAACUCUGUUAUUGAAACAUUUUAAAAGGCAUUCAUGAAAUAUGCAGGUAUUUGUGAAAGAAAAACACGUGGAAGUGGAAAAUCUAUGGUGCUAAUCAAAUAGUUACGUACCGCAACACAACCCAUCUGUGGACAACGUCAUCUGUGCACAGACUGUAUGCAAUUUUUUAUGAUAUUAUGUAUUUCUGAGUGUAGAAGUACUUUUUAUUAUGGACUAUGCAUUACAGGUACCUAAAUGAAGCAAAAAAAAGAAACACAAAUGUUGCCGGAUAGCUUAAAUCAGUCAGAUCUGCUUUAAUUAAGCGAUUUGCAACCCCUACAUGAUGAAAUGGAUCACAGCUCGCAGUGUGCUACAGAGCCCUUUGCAGCUCAGUAUAAUCUCUCCUCGGCCAACCAUGCUCUGUGCGUGCACGUGUUGCCAGAAGUCUCUUCUGGUUCGAGUUAAAGGCAAUCCGAUGAGUUUUGCAGUAUUGUUGUUUUUGGAAUGGGUCAGGCUCCAUAUGCUAGAUGAUUGUUUUACAAUGCCAGCUGAAUAUCCCGAUUGCCUUAGUUCAUAUUUCAUAAAUGCUGAAUAAUUAACUGCGAUUAUAAUGCACUUUACAUCCCAAAAUGCUUUACAUAUACUUUAGUGGUGGAACCAGGUCAUCUAACCCUACCCUUAAGAGUGGUGCUCUGGGAUUUUAAUGACCAAAUAGAGAGGAUCUUGGUUUGUAGUCUCAUUGGAAGGACGACAGCGCCCACAGAAUGGUGUCUAGUCACCAUACUGGGGCACAGCUUUUAGAAGUUUUGGUCCAGAGAGAAAAAAAACAUGUGAAGGAACAUCACAUAUUCAGACAUAUUCAUGUCUUUGCAAUAUGAGGAGAAAAAGGACCACCUAGAGGAAACUGACAGGAACACAGGGAGAGCACAGAAACUCCAUACAGACAGCACCCCAGGUCCAGAACUGACCCCAGGGCCCCAGUGC